CCGCAAGAUUUGCAGAGGACUCACUCCUCGCUCUUCUUCUAUUUCAAAUCUCAUCAAAUCUCAUAACUCUCUCUCUGUUCAAAAUUAGGGUUUCAUUCCAAUCAGAUUGCGAAUCCAGUACUCAAUCCUCCUGAUCAUGUCGGCAUCAACGGUGUCUCUCACCGCUAACCCGACGGCGGCGAUUAGACGGACGCCGGUUAUCUCCGGCGAUAAGAAAUCCACCCUAGAUCUCCCGCCGAGCGAAUCUCAUGCAAAUACGAACCAGGAUCCGAUUCGCGGCGAGGCCGCCGCUGAGAGAUCCAACAGUUACGACGUGGGUCCGGUGAUAAGAAAGUCGGGAUCCUCCACCGCGGCGGGGACCAAAUCGACCACCGCGCAGCGACGUACGCGGAAGGUACAGGGGACUAAGAACGAGAAAACGCCGUGGACGAGAGUGGUUAGAGUCUUCGCGAAGCAGCUCGGUGCUCUUCUGUUACUCGCUGGGUUGAUUCAAUUGGUUAGGAGAGUGGUUAUAAAGGAGACGCCUUUAUCUUCUCACUCGAGUUUCCCGAUCGAGACGGAGAUGGGUUUGUCGGAAUUAGAGAGCAGGAUUGCGGCGGUGGAUGGUUUGGUUAGGACCACGGCGAAGAUGAUGCAGGUGCAAGUGGAGUUUCUCGAUAAGAAGAUGGGAGGGGAAACGAGAGCACUUAGGGAGACGAUGGAAUCAACGUCUUCUGCGUUGGAGGCUGAGCUGAAGAAGGUGGAUUCUAGGGUAGAUAGGUUACAGGCUUCCGUAGAGGAAGUCAAUUCGAAACCUUUGGUGUCUAGAGAGGAGUUAGAGAGGGUUUACGAGGAAUUGAAGAAGAGUAAGGUCGAUGAAUCUUCUUUUAGCGAUGUUAGCAUCGAUGAGUUGAGGGCUUAUGCGCGUGAGAUAGUGGAGAAAGAGAUUGGUAAGCAUGCUGCGGAUGGGCUCGGACGAGUUGACUAUGCGUUAGCGUCUGGUGGGGCUUUUGUGAUGGAUCAUUCGGAUCCGUUUCUUGUGGGGAAUUGGUUUGGGACAAGCAGGCGGCGAGUUCAUAGCAAAGCGGUUAAGAUGUUGACGCCGAGUUUCGGGGAGCCUGGUCAGUGUUUCCCUUUGAAAGGAAGUAAUGGCUUUGUUCAAGUCAGGCUAAGAGCACCGGUAGUACCAGAGGCUGUUACUUUGGAACAUGUCUCUAAGGCUGUGGCGUAUGAUAGAACGAGCGCCCCAAAGGAUUGUCGUGUAUCAGGAUGGCUAGAAGACGAAAAAGAUAUGGAGAGUGAGACAAGGCUCCUUCUAACAGAGUUCACUUACGACUUGGACAGGUCAAACGCACAAACAUUCGACAUUGCGGAGUCUGCUAACUCGGGACUCGUCAACACUGUAAGGCUAGACUUCACAUCAAACCAUGGAAGCGAUUCACACACUUGCAUCUACCGGUUCAGGGUUCAUGGCCGUGAACUAGACUCAGUCUCUGCUGUUCAUGCUUGAUCUAUAGCUCCACGUUGAACUCCUCUUUGUAACAUUCCCUCGUAGAUAUCUCUCUUUUGUUUUACUUUUGUGGAAUAGGAAACACAUCGAUUUUAUUUUAAAUCUUGUUUUAGUUCGGUUUAUUCA
Brassica oleracea var. oleracea is the source of this 1615-nucleotide messenger RNA. Its product is annotated as protein SAD1/UNC-84 domain protein 2-like. NCBI's taxonomy places the organism in Eukaryota, Viridiplantae, Streptophyta, Magnoliopsida, Brassicales, Brassicaceae. Gene Ontology annotation, molecular function: protein-membrane adaptor activity. The record is from RefSeq and is a predicted model, not a curated record. Gene Ontology annotation, cellular component: nuclear envelope. The transcript is spliced from 2 exons. Gene Ontology annotation, biological process: nuclear envelope organization. Bases 137 to 1489 code for a protein of 450 amino acids.